Messenger RNA from Echinococcus granulosus, 1038 nucleotides. Its product is annotated as GPI-anchored surface glycoprotein. The transcript is spliced from 6 exons. The record is from RefSeq and is a predicted model, not a curated record. NCBI's taxonomy places the organism in Eukaryota, Metazoa, Platyhelminthes, Cestoda, Cyclophyllidea, Taeniidae. Bases 1 to 1038 code for a protein of 345 amino acids.
AUGCACUUGAGGCCCUCAGCUUUCAAACAGAACGUCGAUGCGAAUUUCGGUACUCGUCAAAUGCUUGAUCUUACACUCUACUAUCCCUCCUUGAGCCUGUCAACCAGCGAGGUUACUGUAGCCAGUGGAAGAAGUGCGUUUGAGAUCACGUGCACAUCGGUCACCUGUGCAGGAUCAUGCCAGCCCCCGGGUGAGGUAGAGACAUGUCAGAAUUUAAUGCUCCUCCGCACACAAAUCCACGGCGGUCCCACGACCCUCGUGGCUCAGCGAGGCCAACUGGAACCUCUUUGGGCAGAUGUCCUCGGCGAUCUCAAGGUCCUCGUGGACGAGGAAUCAAAAAUGGUGGUGAGGAUACCGAGAACACACACGUAUGCGGGCCAGUACCAAUGCGGCUGCGAAGCCACCGACGCCACCGGAACUAUUAUUCUCUCGGUUCCAACUACGUUCAGGAGUACCGACUUUCUCACGGAGGCCAUUUUCCAACGCAACUACACGGUUGUGUACAGAGGGAAGCAGCAGUACCUGAGAGAUGGUGGUGGUGGAGUGAUUGAGCUGGCCACCGAGGGUAAGGGCGCUUUCUUCCACAUGAUGGCAAGUGGAAUCACCUUGGCGCCUAAUCUAAGAACCAGGGUUGAGUGGAGUGAGGAGGGCAAACGCAAGACCCACGAGACUGUGAUUUGGCGUGUAAGUCUCACAUUCCAAAAUGUUGUCUCUACUAGCUACGCAUGCGAUGUUGGCAGGAAAUUUUGUAACGACUUAUUUGCUGCGUGUCUGCUAUCGCACUCACCGAGCCGUCUCUUUCCACAGUACUCGAGGGAGGAAAGGGUGAAACUGUAUCCGGACGUUGAAGCCCUGACCAACUGGACAGAAUUGGCAAAUCGUGUGCAGGCACGUGCCGUCUAUCCGGAUGCAAGGGAAAAUGAGACGGUGAUUUAUCGAUGGAGUCUGUCCAAUCAAAUGCCCGGUUCUGAUGUUACCGAUGUGUUUCAUCUAGUCGGUUUUCACAUAGCUAAUGUCUCCACAAUAGGAUUUCGUUAG